Molecule: messenger RNA, 576 nt
Organism: Paramecium tetraurelia
Lineage: Eukaryota; Ciliophora; Oligohymenophorea; Peniculida; Parameciidae
Exons: 5
Cellular component (GO): endosome
Molecular function (GO): GTPase activity; GTP binding
Source: RefSeq, a predicted model, not a curated record
AUGCAAUAAACCUCAGCGUACAAAGUCGUGCUUGCUGGAGACAGCAAAGUUGGGAAGACAAGUUUCUUUUUGAGAGCCACGAAGAACAUUACGCCUUAGCAACCUAAAUCUACGAUUGGAGUUGAAUAUGCCUCGAAGCAGAUUGUUUAUAAGGAGUAGUUGGUGACAUUGAAAAUCUGGGAUACAGCUGGAUCAGAAAAAUAUAAGUCUGUGACAUCAAAUCAUUUUCGUUAAUCCUAAGGAGCCUUGAUAUUUUUUGAUCUAACCGAUCUGUACACUUAUGAGAAUAUAUAAAAUUGGCUAAAAGAUAUACAAAAUUAUGCUGAUGAUUCCGUAACUAUAAUAAUAGUAGGCAAUAAAUUGGAUCUUGUGAAUGAGGCUUAGAAUCUGCGUUGCAUUCCUUUAGAAAAGGCACAGCAGAUGUGUAAGGAUUAAAAUUUGUUAUACGUGGAAAUAUCGACUAAGACUGGAGAGGGAAUCAACGAAUUAAUUGAAUUACUAGUUAAGAAUUUGCAGGCAAGGAAAAUUGAGAAUGUGCCCGAAUAAGAAAGACCAAGAUAAAAUUGUUGUCACUGA